Molecule: messenger RNA, 816 nt
Organism: Penicillium taxi
Lineage: Eukaryota; Fungi; Ascomycota; Eurotiomycetes; Eurotiales; Aspergillaceae
Product: HpcH/HpaI aldolase family protein
Exons: 5
Coding region: 1-816 (271 amino acids)
Cellular component (GO): cytoplasm
Molecular function (GO): aldehyde-lyase activity
Source: RefSeq, a predicted model, not a curated record
AUGGCUAUCACCACUGCCAUUCGUUCCAGCCUCGAGGGCCCUUCAACCACAUUUGGAUUCUGGCUCACUUUGCCUAGUGCGGGUGUGGCAAAGACAAUUCUUCACGGCGCUUCUGGUUCCGCAACCAAGUUCAGCUGGGUUCUAAUUGAUGCAGAGCACGGCUUGAUUUCAGAUCAUCACUACUAUGAGCUCAAUAACGCCAUUGGCUCUGAGGAUGCCAGCCCAAUUGUUCGGGUUCCACGUGCGGAGGAGUGGAUGAUCAAGCGUGCUCUUGAUGCUGGUGCCCAUGGCAUUAUGACUCCAAUGUGCCACACUGAGGUGGACGCCGCAAACGUCGUCAAGUACGUCAAGUACCCACCGGUUGGAACCCGUGGCUAUGGACCGAUGUUUGCUCCUCACAGUUUCCCCGGCGUGAACCCUGGACACGAAUACGACGACAACGCAAAUGACGGGUUGACUGUAGCUGUGCAGAUUGAAUCGAGAUCUGGUGUUGAUAAUGUGGAAAAGAUCGCGGCAGUUCCUGGAAUCGAUGUUCUUUUUAUUGGACCGUUCGAUCUUGCCAAGCAGAUUGGUAUUACUCGAGGUAGCGUGGAGCAUGAGGCUGCUAUUCAGCGCAUUUUAGCUGCAGCUCAUGCUGCUGGAAAGAAAGCUGCCAUUUUUUGCACCGAUGGCUCUGAUGCUCAUACCCGAGCAGAACAGGGCUUUGAUAUGAUUUCUGUCAAUACUGAUGUUGGUGUUCUUAGAACUGCCAUGCUGAAUGAAUUGAAGACGGCAAAUGGCGAGCACAUCAGAGCUGAUCCUCGGGAGGGCUACUAG